AUGCAAUUCAAGAACACUGCUCUAGCCACUGUCGCCAUCGCUGCCACAGCCUCCGCUGCCUCUUCUUCCAUCAAGGGUUACACUCCAGGUGAACCAUGGUCUACUUUAACCCCAUCUGCUACUUUGAAGUGCGGUUUCUCUCAAUACACUUCUUCCUUCGGUAUUGCCGUUCAAGAAAUUACUUCCGCCUCUGCUUCCGCCUCCGCUUCCAAGGCUAAGAGAAACGCCAUCUCUCAAAUUGGUGAUGGUCAAAUUCAAGCUACUACUGCUAAAAACACCAAGGCUACUACAACUUUGGCUCCAACCACCAAGCCUUCUUCUGCCAUCACUUCCAAGAGUGUGGUUUCUUCUUCUGCUAACUCCACCAAGACCUCUUCCACUUGUAACGCUUCUGCUACUGUCUCUCUACAAGAUACUUCUUGUAAGAACUCCGGUACUCUAGCUUUGACUCUAAAGGACGGUGUCUUAACUGACAACAAGGGUAGAGUUGGUGCCAUUGUCUCCAACAGACAAUUCCAAUUCGAUGGUCCACCACCACAAGCUGGUUCCAUCUACGCUGCCGGCUGGUCCAUCACUGAAGAUGGUAACCUAGCUCUAGGUGACUCCGAUGUCUUUUACCAAUGUCUAUCUGGUGACUUCUACAACUUGUACGAUCAAUCUAUUGCUGAACAAUGUUCUCCAAUCCAUUUGGAAGUUGUUGAAUUGAUUGACUGUUAA
Molecule: messenger RNA, 717 nt
Organism: Maudiozyma barnettii
Lineage: Eukaryota; Fungi; Ascomycota; Saccharomycetes; Saccharomycetales; Saccharomycetaceae
Exons: 1
Coding region: 1-717 (238 amino acids)
Biological process (GO): fungal-type cell wall organization
Cellular component (GO): fungal-type cell wall
Molecular function (GO): structural constituent of cell wall
Source: RefSeq, a predicted model, not a curated record